GGUGGGGACGGUGAUGGGACGAGCGGUGGGGGUAGUGCAAGUGGUGGGGACGGUGAUGGAGCAACUGGCGUUGGUGCGAGUCCGCAGAGUCCCGACAAAAGUUCAGUGGAACAUACCGCUGAAAACGAUGGCAAUGUUGUUGCACAACCAGAAGUCGCUACUAAUGCAAACGAUAGUCGAAAGCAACGUAACCCGAUCGCGAAUGUCGUCCGAAUCACAGACACCAAACCACUCACUGUACACUUUGUGUUGGAAAUCUAUGAAACUGUUGACACCCACUACUUAUCUAAAACCUAUAUAAUCCAAUGGCGUUCUGUAGGGAAACAUGCGAUGCCAACGAAUAUGUUGGGCCAGCGGUUGGCAGUUGUUGCACUAUUGUGCACAUCCAUUGCUCUAUCCGCCGAUCCCGAUGCAACCACCGGUUGCACCUAUACGUUGACUGCAACUGAAAAAGAUGCAACAUUCGUUGUCAAUAGCACCGAUCCCAAGUGUCAAUGGAACAUCACUGCAGAUGCGGGAAAGAAUAUCAAAGUCUAUUUGGACGAAGAUCAGGGGAAUGAUGGAAGUAAAUGUGUCAAAGUGUCUGGUCAAAACCCGGAUGCAGAAACAAACUACGACGAGAUCUGCAACAAGCCUACUCAACGAAUCUUCAAAGCGCAAGCUCCCAUAAUUGUGAGUCCACCCGAAACGACAACCACUACCUCAAGUAGUACACAAUCGACUACUACAACUCCCACCGGUGAAGGCGGUGAUGAUGAAGGUAGUGGUGGUGGCAGCGGUAGUGGUGGGAGCGGUAGUGGUGGGAGCGGUAGUGGUGGCAGCGGUAGUGGUGGCAGCGGUAGUGGUGGCAGCGGUAGUGGUGGUAAUGAUAAGGACGAGGGAGCUGGUGGUGAAAGUUCCGACGAAAAUUCUGGAGGCGGCACCUCUGGUGAAAACGGAGAUUCUUCAGGUGCUGGAGAGGUUGAAGGACCAGUAGACCACAACCCUGGCAGCAGUAACGGUGAAAAUAGCGUUCCAGUGCAAUCGGGGAGCGAUAAAAUGGAAGAGAAUCCUGAGACCCAAUCUGGUGUGAUCUCAAGGCUCGUGAAGACUAGGGGCGCUGCAUCAGAACAGCUGACUGUACACUUCUUGUUGGCCAUCGCCUCGCGUUCUUUGAGUGCCCAAGAGACUCCGGCUGUAUGA
This is a messenger RNA of Echinostoma caproni, 1182 nucleotides long. NCBI's taxonomy places the organism in Eukaryota, Metazoa, Platyhelminthes, Trematoda, Plagiorchiida, Echinostomatidae. The record is from the annotation of a GenBank genome assembly.